AAACCGAAGCCGCUCAUCAAAAAUGGUUGCGAUGCGGUGCGGUGCGGUCGUUAUCAGUUCAAAUGAAAAUUUGAUUUUUCCUAGAUCAAAAAAGUGCAUCAAAAGUGAUUUUGUUAGUGCAUCAAUAAGUUUUGGCUUUCCCGCUUAGUAUUGUUCGAUUUCCGACAGUGCAACAAGUGUAAAAUAUCAGUGAAAGACGUGUUUUGGAUUCCGUUUUUUUCGCCGACAGUGAAGCAAUAUAAAAUUGAAACCAAUGAAAAUGUGGCACGAAGCACGUAAACAGGAAAAGAAGAUCCGGGGAAUGCUGGUGGAUUACCGGAAGCGGGCGGAACGACGGCAGGAUUUUUACGAGCGAAUAAAAGCCGAUCCAACGCAGUUUCUCCAAGUUCAUGGUCGCAAAUGCAAGGUCCAUUUAGAUGCCAGCGUGGCCGCAGCUGCCGAGAAUCCAGCCAUCAUGAUGCCGUGGCAAGGUCAGAAAGAUAAUUUGAUUGAUCGGUUUGACGUGAGGGCCCAUCUGGAUUACAUUCCUACCUUGACCGUGAAACCGGACCAACCGGUGGAAGAUGAUGUGCUGGAUAUGGAGGAACGAUCCAUGAAUUACGAGCGGUAUCGCGUUCUUGCACAGAACGAGUUUCUCGGAAUUAGCGAAGAUAAAUUUCUGCAUCAGUUACACUUGGAAGAACAAUUCGGAGUGAAUGCGCAAGUCGAGGCUGAACAGAAAGCUUCCUCGUCAAAGAAAAAGCCAUCCGGUGGAGUUGCAAUAGGAUAUACCUAUGAGGACAGCGAUUCCACUGGUGUGGUCCCUUUCAGUCAAACAAUCACGGCUAUUGAGCAAUCGACCGCUACCUCAAAGUAUGAUGAAUGCAUGAAGAGUGACUCCGAUUCUGAUCUGGAUAUGGACGUAUCCAUAGACAUCAACAAAGUGGGUAACGCACAGGCUCACGAGAUGAAUGCAUGCGGAAGGCAUUAUGGAAUGAAAAGUAAUGACUUCUAUUCAUAUCUCACAAAAGAUGCCGACGAGGCGGAAGCGCUUAAAAUGGCAAGAGAAGAAGAGCAGGAAAAAAUUAUGUUCAGCGGGCGAAAGAGUAGAAGGGAGCGACGGGCACAACGGGAGAGGAAAUUUGCUGGAAGGCCGACCAGUCCUCCAAGCUAUGCUGCAAAAGAAGAACUAGUUCCGAGGACCUACGACGAUCCUAACGACAGCUCACGGUCACCAUCACCCGUCAACUCAGGAAAAAUCACUUACAUUACCUCUUUCGGUGGAGAAGAUGAGCUCCAACCACACUCUAAAAUAUCCAUUAGCUUUAAGAAAGACAGUCAAGGCGAAGCCAGCACCUCGAAAGGGAGUUCCUAUGCCCAAAAAGUGAAACAAAACUUAGAGAAACUUAAAAGCAUUAGUUCCAAAGAAGAAGAACACAAAAAGCCCGCUCAAUACCAGAGACGAUCGAGAAGUUACAGCGAUCGAAGUAGAAGCCGCAGUCGAAGUAAUUCCAGAACUUGGCGACGAAGAAAAUCCCGCAGUCGUUCGAGAGAGAAACGAACCUAUUCCAAAUACAAGCGGCGCUCUAGAUCUAGUUCGCGUUCCUCACGCUCCCGAGGGCAUCGAACCGAUCGCCGCCGGAGAAAAACUCGAUCACCUUCCUCAUCGUCUUCGCCGCCUGCUCGUAAAGCAACCCGCAAACCUUCCAGUUCGGAUUCCGAUUCCUCGCAAGGCGGUCAACCGAAGCCCAAAGCAGUUGCUUCUCAGCCAGAACGAAAAUUACAAAUCAAAACGGAACCUCCGGAAAAACCCUUAGCUGCUAUACCUCCGCCAGGUACUGUUACAUCUCUUCCUCCAACACUCGCGACCAUUUCCCAGAACACACCGAUACCCGUUGUGACGGUGAAGAAAGAAGCAACACCACCCAAAGUGCCUGUGCUGAUUGAACCGGAACCGGAGGUGCCGAUCCGGCGGUACUACGGCCGCAAACGUGAUGACCAAAGCUCGAGCGACAGUGAUCUAUCGACGGGUAGCUCCGACGAUGAGCAGCAGACAAAAGGCGGCGAUCCGACUGCGGCGGAAUCGUGUAGCAUUUUACCCCCAACGGAGGCAACGGGUAGCCUCCUUCCCGGAGGAAUAAUAAUUAAGCAGGAAAAGCUCGAAAGUGGUCCAGUUGGUGCCGCUUCCACAUCAUCAUCAUCGUCAAGGUUUGGUGGUGGUAGCUCAGUGGUCGACACAUCCGAGUCCAAAGCUUUGGUUUCGUCUUCCAUCGGUGCAUCAAAGUCACUUAAUCCUAGAGAUAGAUUAAAGCGGAAAAUGCAGAUUCUACUCAACAAGCAAUUUAAAGCAGAUAAAAAGGCUGAAAUCGAGAAGGUUGAACGUCAAAUUCAACAACAGCAAGAACGGGAGGAUGAAAUGCGAGAAUUGGCGCUCAAAUUGCGUCGAAGGCAACGUGAAUUACGCCACAAGUACGGUUCGCCGGAAAGUGAAAAGAGCCCGUCCAAAUCGGUAGAAAGCUCCGACGAUGAAAAACAGAAGGAGUCUCGAUUACCGCCGGUGAAGGAACCGACUCCACCGCCAAAAGUUCCACCUUCGUCAUCAACGACGUCGAGUUUCAGCACCAGUGCCGUUAUCGAACGGAAGCCCAUGCUUCGGCGGUUCGCACAAGCAGAGGCUUCCCGAUCACCGAGUACGACCCGAUCGACGCGUCGACGUUCCCGAAGUCGUAGCCGAUCAACGGCCGGUAGUCGUAGUAUGGCACAAGCUCCUAGCACAAGCCGACGGUAUGACGAACGUCACCGGCGACAUAGUCCAACUGCACCGGCAACGAGAUCGCGAUACCGGUCUCGAUCCAGGUCCCAGGAAAAGUUCCGUGACCGUGAUCGGGAUCGCGAUCGCGAUCGUGGUCGUUACGGAGGAAAACCUUCCCGGGAUUAUGGAAGGGGCGAGGGCAGUCGUCAUUAUCGACGUAGAUCGCGCUCGGCUUCUCGGGAACGUCGUCGAUCCCGCUCCAGGACGCGAAGAUCGAGGUCGAAGUCCAGAAGUAAAACCAGUGCCGGUAAUAAUCGCAGGGAUAGAUCACCUAAGAUAGUGAAGAAGUUGGUUGACUAUUGAUACAGACUAGUGUUUUUCUAUCGUUCAUUUGUUCUAUAUACCACCAUUUCAAUCCGUUUCAUUUUCAUAUUGCCAUAUGACCAGAACGCUUCAAUCGCUUCAAGUUAUUAUCUGUUGAACACUUUUUAAAAAACGUGUACUUCGUAAUAUAUUUAAAAUGAGGUGCACCAUGAGUUGCGUAAGUGAUUCGGCUAUUGUGCAUAAAUAUAUCUGCAUUAUUUUUCAGGAAUAAA
Messenger RNA from Armigeres subalbatus, 3327 nucleotides. Its product is annotated as CLK4-associating serine/arginine rich protein-like. Lineage: Eukaryota; Metazoa; Arthropoda; Insecta; Diptera; Culicidae. Bases 254 to 3094 code for a protein of 946 amino acids. The record is from RefSeq and is a predicted model, not a curated record. The transcript has 8 exons.